AUGCCCUACAACUGCUCCCAAUGUGGUAAAUGCUUUAUCAAGCAUGGGAACUUUGUGAUACAUCAGAGAACUCACACCAGGUUGAAACCAUAUGAGUGUCCAGAGUGUGGGAAACGUUUCGCUAGGAUUCACACAGGAGAGAAAUGCUUUGAGUGCCCUGACUGUGGGAAGCGUUUCAAUCAGAAUUCCACCCUGGUGAACCACCAGAGGACACACACAGGAGAAAAACCUUUUCAGUGUCCCGAUUGUGGGAAAUGUUUCAAUCAGAAUUCCCACCUAGUGAUACACAAGAGGAUUCACACAGGAGAGAAACCCUUUGAAU
Notechis scutatus (mainland tiger snake) is the source of this 322-nucleotide messenger RNA. NCBI's taxonomy places the organism in Eukaryota, Metazoa, Chordata, Lepidosauria, Squamata, Elapidae. The record is from RefSeq and is a predicted model, not a curated record.